CGACCAGCAGCAGCAUGCGAGGGUCCAGCGCGUCCGGGGCUGCGCUUCCCAAGGAGUUCUUCAACCGCCCCGACCUGACGCGCCAAGAAACCGAGUUCCUCGUGAACCUCGCCAAGGAGAUGUGCAUGGAGGUCAUCUUCUACGCGCAAGAGAACGGCGGGACGGUCAAGUGGCGGCUCAUGGAGACGAAAGCCGGCGUCCAGAUCUUCCAGGGCGAAGAGUUUGGCGGCAACGACGACCUCACGUACGUGUGCGGCGUCAACACGAUCAAGGCCAGCCUCGCCGAGGUCGCCGACAUCUUCAACAUUGCCUCGGAAGAGAAGCUCGCCGAGUACUCGCGCGUCUUCGAACCGGACCUCAUUGACAUGCUCUCGAUCUACGACCUCGCGACGCCGACGCCCGACAACCCGAUGCACUACAUUGGUGUGCGCUGGGCGGCCGUCGAGUCGACGUCGCCGCUGGUCCGGAACCGCGACUUUUGCUACCUCGAGUGCCAAGACGAGUUCGUCGAUACGCGCACGGGCAAGCAGGGCUGGGUCCGCUGCAUGCACUCGAUCAACAUCCCGUCCUGCGUCUCGCUCGAGAAGACGCUCGGCUACGUCCGCGGCAGCUACUACCGGUCCGGCUUUGUGUUUGUCGAGACCGACAAACCCGGGUUUCUGGACGUGACGCACAUUCUGCAAGUCAACUUUAAAGGGCGCGUGCCGCCGUGGAUCAAGCGCCAGACACUGCGCCAGCGCGUCCAGAGCAUUUCGCGCAUCGACAAGCAUUUCCAGAUGAAGAAGCUCAGCGCCGGGCGCAUCCUCGGCGACAUUGACUUGCCCUCGAAGAAGCACGUCUCCAACUGCCACUGGUGCGCGCGCAAGUUUGACCCGCUCUUUACACGCAAGUUUCGCUGCCGCAAGUGCGGACAAGUCGUCUGCAAGCACUGCAGCAGCCAUUGGGAUCUCAUCUUGCCCUACUCGGGCGAGAAGCGCGUGCGUAUCUGCACCAUGUGCUCGAACCUCUGUCGCAACGAGUCGGACGGCGGCGACGACCGACUCUCCAACGACCAGUUCACGCCCGAACCGGCGUAUGCACCGCCGGGACGCGCGGCGUCGCAGCACCAGUCGCAGCACCGGCAGUCGUCGGCAGCGUCGUCGUUCUCGAUGGCAGGCGACGAAAUGCACGGGCGGUCGCGCCCGUCGUCCUCGUCGUCGCUUCCGCACGUCACCACGGGCUACGCCAAGUCGACCUUGUCGCACUCGGUGUCGCUGCAGCCGCCGUCGCAGUCGCUCGUGCCCGUGGGUAGUCUGCAUCAAGCGCCGCGGUACCAGCCCGCGACCGAGACCCAGAGCAGCUACCACUACGACAAGGCGCCGUCAGCGUUUGGCGACCUCCAGAGCGACUACGAAAGCAUGUACGAGAGCAACCCGUUCGAGCGGCUCGCUCAACACAGCAAUAACGCGCCCGCCAACGUGGCUGCGUACAAGAGCUUCCAGCAGCGCAACGUCUCGUCCGCGUCCAGCGUCGACUUUGAAAUGCCCGAGCUGCAAAACCGGAUGCGCGCCCGACGCCAAGACGACAACCAAAGCGAGUUCAUGGAAAGCGUGCGCUCGAUCCGCCUCGGGAGUGGCUGGGACGUGGACAACCGCACGGACCUCUUCACCGCCGACAACUUUGGCGAGUCGGACGUCUCGUUCGACACGCUCGACCGCGCAUGGUCGACGCACUUUAAGAAGCAAGGCUCGGGCUCAUCGAUGGCGUCGACCAGCUACGCGUACCCGCCACCACAAGGGUAUGCCAAUGAACAACCACCUGCGUACUCGCAGCCGCCGAGUUUUGAGCCGCCGCCAGUCUACUACAGCCGGCCGCCGAGCAACACGGGGCUUGACCACGCAAUGGCCCGCCUGCGCGUGCAAGACCACAGUUACGAGCCUUCGCCGUACCAGUACCGCUAGUACUAAGGCGCUCCUUCACCACGGUGACUUUUUUCCGUGAUAUUUUCAUGUAGGUUAGCAGAAUCAUCAUCGC
Saprolegnia parasitica CBS 223.65 is the source of this 2013-nucleotide messenger RNA. RefSeq lists its product as hypothetical. The record is from RefSeq and is a predicted model, not a curated record. Gene Ontology annotation, molecular function: metal ion binding; lipid binding. NCBI's taxonomy places the organism in Eukaryota, Oomycota, Saprolegniomycetes, Saprolegniales, Saprolegniaceae. The coding region runs from base 15 to 1940 and encodes 641 amino acids. The transcript is spliced from 5 exons.